Molecule: messenger RNA, 384 nt
Organism: Medioppia subpectinata
Lineage: Eukaryota; Metazoa; Arthropoda; Arachnida; Sarcoptiformes; Oppiidae
Source: the annotation of a GenBank genome assembly
AUGGAUCCGAUGGAUGUGUUGGCCAUCGCAGGUAAGAUGCGAUACGCGAAUAACUCCAACUACAAGAACGACACAAUGAUCCGGAAGGAGGCGUUUGUCCACAAAUGUGUUUUGGAAGAACUGAAGCGAAUCAUUGAAGACUCGGAGAUAAUGGCCGAAGACGACGCCCUGUGGCCACAGCCCGACCGCGUGGGCCGUCAGGAGCUGGAGAUCGUGAUCGGCGACCAACACAUCAGUUUCACGACCAGCAAAAUCGGUUCAUUGGUUGACGUGAACCAAAGCAAAGACACGGAAGGCUUGCGGUGUUUCUAUUACUUGGUUCAGGACCUCAAGUGUCUGGUCUUCUCACUCAUCGCUCUUCACUUUAAAAUCAAACCCAUUUAG